Molecule: messenger RNA, 1575 nt
Organism: Chlorella variabilis
Lineage: Eukaryota; Viridiplantae; Chlorophyta; Trebouxiophyceae; Chlorellales; Chlorellaceae
Exons: 17
Coding region: 1-1575 (524 amino acids)
Biological process (GO): lipid metabolic process
Source: RefSeq, a predicted model, not a curated record
AUGCAGUUCCUGCAGAACGCAUCUGCGCUGGCCGAUAUCGGCGUGCGGGUGGAGGAAGUGCCAGUUGGGGAGAGCAGCCAGGUGACACUGUUCCAGGCGCUGCCUGGCGAGGUGGUGUUGGUCUUUGAAGAUGCCUCCUUGACUUCCACUGCCAGCUGGGCCGACAGCACCGCGCGGGUGCCAUUCCUCCAGCCUUUCGUCUACACCUCCCAGGCCCCCACCGCCUUGCUCGACAGCUGGGCUCCGCUCAGCGAGGGCAACUCCACUGCUGGCGAGCUGUCAGAGACAAUCAGUGCCUUCAUGGAAGGGGAGGAGGUGGUGCGGGUGAUCUGCGUGGGGGAGGGGCCCUCUGGCGGCCUGGCCGUGCUGUGCGGGCCCUGGGCUGCGCUGCAGUACCCAGAGGCAAACGUGGAUGUCGUCACCUUUGACACACCCUUCGUGGGGUUCAACCCGCAGUUCGCCUGGAGCUUUGAACAGCUGGUGGUGCUGCACUACAUGUGGCCCUUUGCCGUGCCCGCCACCACCGAAGCCGGCGUGCUGGCGGCGGCCCAAGCUGUCAACCUCCUCAUUACUAAGGACAUCCUGCCUGGGGCGGUGCGCCUACCCAACCUGCCCCCCUACGCGCCUGUCGGCAUCCAAGACCCCGGCAACAAGAACUUUUCUGAGGUGUAUGCGAUGCUGGGGCCCGACCCCACCCUGCCUGAGGAGUACCAGCUGCCGCCCUCGGACUGCCCAGUCAUGUUUUGCAAGACGCGCCCGCUGCUCGAGGGCUCCUGCCUCUCUUUCGACAAUGAGACGAUCCUUGGGGGCCUGCCGUACACGGUCCUGACUGAUGACAAAACAGAUGCUGAUGCCAUCGUGGCUUGGGAUAACACCACCAAAACCGCCCAUUUCCUCUGGAAGUAUACAGAGGAAUCACGGGAUUGGUUUACCGACGCCAACGGGAUCCAGCUCACAGGCGACGUGGAGGUGCAUGCGGGGUUCUACAACCAGUUUAAGAGCCUGGCAAUCUUCCCCGACAGAGAGGAGGACAGCAUCCUCAAGGCCCUGGAGUCCAUCAACGGCGCCCAGUUCCCGCGCCGCGUCACCUGCUCCGGCUUCUCGCUCGGCGCCGCCCUCAGCGAGAUGUGCGGCGUGUGGUCCUCCAUCCUCUUUCCAGGCGCUGACGUGCUGGGCGGCCCCAUCCCCGGAAACGAGGAGUUCAAGCUGGCGUUUGAAACCACUGUGGGGCGCGCCUACAAGUACGUGUACCGCAUGGAUCUGGUCCCCAGCACCGCCCCCUUCAGCUGGUACAAGCGUGACCGGCCUGAGUGGGGCAUCGGCGACCUCAGCUGGAACGACCACACAUGCGACACCUGGGUGGUGCCCGACCCCGCGCCAGGAGAGGAGGAAAUCAUCAUCGGAUAUGUGCCGCGACUUUACGAAAUCACCCGCCCCACCGUGCCCGCUUGGGUUUUUAACUACACCGCCCCCGUGGAGACGCCCAAGCCCGGCGCCACCUCAGCGGCGGCCCGGCUGGCGUGGCCGACCACGGCGCUGCUGGCCUCGGCCGCGGCGUGGCUGGCGGCGCUCUAG